AUGGUUAACUCCUGUUGUGGCUCUGUCUGCUCUGAGCAGGGCUGUGAUCAAAGUCCCUGCCAGGAGAGCUGCUGCCAGCCCAGCUGCUGCCAGACCACCUGCUGUCGCCCAACCACCUGCCGCCCCAGCUGUGGAGUGUCCAGCUGCUGCCGCCCCAGCUGUGGAGUGUCCAGCUGCUGCCGCCCAACCACCUGCCGCCCCAGCUGUGGAGUGUCCAGCUGCUGCCGCCCAAUCUGCUGCCAGACCACCUGCCGCCCCAGCUGCGGAGUGUCCAGCUGCUGCCGCCCAAUCUGCUGCCAGACCACCUGCCGCCCCAGCUGCGGAGUGUCCAGCUGCUGCCGCCCAGUCUGUCAGACCACCUGCUGUGGUACAACUUGCUGCCGCCCCUCUUGUUGA
Messenger RNA from Peromyscus californicus insignis, 396 nucleotides. Its product is annotated as keratin-associated protein 4-1. Gene Ontology annotation, cellular component: keratin filament. The transcript has 3 exons. Bases 1 to 396 code for a protein of 131 amino acids. The record is from RefSeq and is a predicted model, not a curated record. NCBI's taxonomy places the organism in Eukaryota, Metazoa, Chordata, Mammalia, Rodentia, Cricetidae.